AUGUCGAAUAAAUACAUAAUAAUACCAACUACCGCACCAAAAAUCUCAAUUAAAUAUUUGAUUUUGUGCAACAAAAACACCAGCAUUCGCAGUCUGCAGUUUACAGUCGCAGUAAUCGUAUUUUAUCGGUGUGUGAUAUUGUUUGCGCAGGAGCUGGCGGCGCCGCUGCAGCAGGCGGCGCUGCGGAAGGUGUGGUGCUACCCGGUGCAGUUCGCACUGCCCGCGCCGCGGGCUCCGCUCGUCGAGCACUUUGUGGACCGCGACCCCGCCAUGUUACGCUAUCUUGGCGAAACUCAGAUCUUGAACGCUACAUAUCUACAGAAACUGGAAUGUCUGUACCGCUACAACUGUUUCGACGACAAGAAGUUCGAGCACUUCCUGUCGCGCGUGUGGUGCCUGCUGCGGCGGUACGCGGCGUGGGUGGGCGCGGGCGGCGAGGCGCAGCUGACGCAGAUGGCGCUGCCGGUGCCGGUGCUGGACUGCCUGCACCGCUGCUUCGGCGUCACCUUCGAGUGCUUCGCCAGCCCGCUCGACUCCUACUUCAGACAAUAUUGUUCGGCUUUCGCAGACACUGACACGUACUUUGGAUCACGAGGGCCGUUUUUGGAGCUACGACCCGUGUCAGGUUCAAUGGUUGCUCACCCGCCCUACUGCGAAGAGUUACUGGAGGCGUCUUUUCGACACAUGGAGCGGCUGCUUCAGGACUCUGCCGAGCCUCUCAGUUUUGUUGUGGUAUUGCCAGAGUGGCCCGACAGGCAGACUCACGCCCUGCACAAACUUCAAGCCAGCCAUUUCAAGAGAAAACAGGUGGUGAUCCCUGCGUUCGAGCACGAAUACCGGCAUGGAUUUCAACACGUACUACCCAAGAACGAGGUUUACUUCCGCUGGGGUGGCGGUACCGUGGUAGUGUGGCUGCAGAACGCGGCGGGGUUUGCUCGCUGGGGCCCGACGGAGGAGCGUGUGGAGGCGCUGCUGGACGCGUGGCGGCCGCGCGCCAAGCUGCGCGAGCCCGACGCGCCGGCGCCGCCCGCGCCCGACGCCGCGCCGCACCCCGCCCACCCCACACACCCCGCGCACACCGCACACCCGCAGCCGCCCGACAGACGCUAGGCACCGCCCUACAGACGAACUGUCUAAACUGUAAAUAGUUAGCGGGCCGGUCUUCAGAUCGUUGCCCUUUAAGUUUAUAGAUAUUUUUUUCUGUUGUAUAGCGCGAUGAAGUUUUAUUAUGUUUUGAUUGUUUAUUAUAUUUUCAGAAAAAUAUUUUAUUUUUAUAUUAACCUGUUCCCCGGCCCCUAGAGAUAAUCUCGAAAUCGGUAAUAAUUGUAAAGAAGAAUUUUAAAGUUUGUAGCUCUGCUGUGCGAUGUCAACCUUUCCCAUGUGUAUUUGUCCGCCUCUGUGAUUCAAUUAUAAAUCUAAAAAUGUAAUAGGUAUCAACAGCUAUCGUUGUUAUGUAAAAUUCAUUGCCGUCUAAUGUAUCCGUAUAAUAAGUAAUGUCUUUAUGAAUUAAAACAAUUACAUUUCAUAGUAAUAUCAAAAAUAGUUUUGGUGGCCAAUAAAAUUCACGUAUUAAAAGUGCAUUUAACUUGCGGCUCGCUGCCAAGAACGCACUGUAAAUUUUGAUAAGGGUAUUUGACCUAAUAUGACCAUGUAAUAUUAUGCAAUCUAUUUAGAAUAUGAGUUAAAAAGGUUGUAGAUUCUUUGUACAUUCAGUCAGAAUUACCGCUGGCAUUAAUUACUUUAGAUUUUGUUAUGCAAAAACAAAAACUUUAAUGAUACAAGAUAUCAGGUGUAAAUUAUAAAAUUCUAUUGUAAGCUCAAAGUAAAUAUUAUACUUACACUGUCCUCUUACUAAAUCGUGCGACUCGAGGCUAUGAAAUUGAACUCUUAACUAUGCAUUGAGUGUGUGUAUAAUUUUUUUACUAUGGUCAGUUACCCUGUCACAAUUAUAAAAUCGUGUUUGGGACCAACAUCUGAUAUGUCGUAUUUUAAUUUGAUAAAGGCACCGUACAGUACAGUAGUCAUUGGUCUUUCCUCGUUUCCAUCUAAAUGGGAAAAGAAAUAAAUGUGUAGAUGUUUAACAAAAACACAUGUAAAUUCAGUUUACUUAAAAUAUUGAAAAUAUACCUUUAUUCCGUCUGGACAUAAAAUUAACAAAAAUAAUAAAAUGAUGUACAUAUUUCGUGGUUUUUGCUUUUUAAUCAUACACAAGAAAAUAUCCUAAUGCAAACUUAAAUAUUAAUGUUAGUGAAGAAGAUAAAAUAUUGUAAGUAUUGCAAUGUUAGAUUUACAGAUCCUACUUAAUAUGUCAAUUUCAUAUAGUUAAUAUGUUAGAUUACACAUAUUGCAAUGCCUCAGGGCUAACUUGAAUUAAUCACUUUUUAUAUUUAAAGAACAAGAAAAGUGUGCAAACCAUUAUACUAUCACAGAGGGAAGUAGCAAAACUUCUAUGAAGUCUAGAUUAUUAAGUAAAAAAGAUGUAGAUAUAGGUUCUACAUUACACAUAGACUGGACAGCUGACAGGGUCAUCGUGGUGCGCACGAGUCACAAUUAUCAACGCCUUCAUAGAAGAAAAGCUAUC
This is a messenger RNA of Manduca sexta (tobacco hornworm), 2581 nucleotides long. RefSeq names its product mRNA (2'-O-methyladenosine-N(6)-)-methyltransferase (gene Pcif1). The record is from RefSeq and is a predicted model, not a curated record. Lineage: Eukaryota; Metazoa; Arthropoda; Insecta; Lepidoptera; Sphingidae. Gene Ontology annotation, molecular function: mRNA (2'-O-methyladenosine-N6-)-methyltransferase activity; RNA polymerase II C-terminal domain binding. Gene Ontology annotation, cellular component: nucleus. The coding region runs from base 1 to 1110 and encodes 369 amino acids. The transcript has 6 exons.